Molecule: messenger RNA, 1575 nt
Organism: Phaeodactylum tricornutum CCAP 1055/1
Lineage: Eukaryota; Bacillariophyta; Bacillariophyceae; Surirellales; Neidiaceae
Exons: 2
Coding region: 286-1575 (429 amino acids)
Biological process (GO): cell division; organelle fission; microtubule-based process
Cellular component (GO): cell division site; cytoplasm; microtubule
Molecular function (GO): GTP binding; GTPase activity
Source: RefSeq, a predicted model, not a curated record
ACACGUACCUACCGUACUCCACCACUGCUGGAGGUAGUCAAAAACCAAAACGGAUUGCAGUUGGUUGGAUCUACCGUUCUCGAAGUAGGUAGUUAGGUAAAGUUCGCUAGCUAACUAGGUCGUCUCUGCCGAAGCAAUCGAUCGAAUCCUUGGACGUGCCGAACGCGAGCUCGCCCGCACGCACACAGCCGAUUCCAAUCCGUCCCUUCCCCGACGACGCUUGGAUCCUCCGGUACACUCACUGCACUCUCUGCGCCCCCACGACUACACCGCAUAGCUUGCACGAUGAAGUCUCCGUGUAGACUGUUGGUACUGUUGUCGUCUUCGGCGUGCUUACUGCUGCCGAUCACCACCACUGCGGGCUUUGUCGUUCGUUCCGCUCCCAGCCGAUCGACGACACCCGGCGCAUUGGCCGUGGCAUCGUCCGACGACCACGGCGACGCACCUCGUCGUCCACAACAACCACUCGUCACUUCCCGUAAACCCCACCAGUUGGCCAACGGACGCGGAACCUUUCUCGGCUUUCGCAACGUCAAGGACGUGCCCGGACUCCGGUCCUCCAAUCAACCCCUCAUGCCCGACGGGGGACUGAGUCCCUGCGUCAUUCGAGUGCUGGGGGUCGGAGGCGGCGGCUGUAACGCGGUGGACCGCAUGCUGGAAACUGCCGUGGGCGGUGUCGAGUACUGGGCCAUCAACACGGACGCACAAGCCCUGGGUCGUUCCAAAGCACUCGGAGCCAACGUGCUUAACAUUGGUUCCGCCGUCACGCGCGGACUGGGCGCCGGUGGCGACCCUGACGUCGGUCGCAUGGCUGCGGAAGAAUCCGCCCAAGACAUUGCUGCCAUGAUCCAAGGCACGGACCUGUGUUUCGUCACCAGCGGAAUGGGUGGAGGGACCGGAUCCGGCGCGGCGCCGGUGGUUUCCGAAAUUGCCAAGGAAAGUGGCGCUCUCACGGUCGCCAUCGUCACCAAGCCAUUCGCCUUUGAAGGACGCCGGCGGAUGCGUCAGGCAACCGACGCCAUCGAUCGACUGCGCCAGCACGUCGACACGGUCAUUAUCGUCAGCAACAACAAACUGCUAGAAAUUAUACCCGACGAUACCCCCGUCACCGCGGCCUUUCGUGUGGCCGACGACAUUCUACGACAAGGUGUAGUGGGGAUUUCGGAAAUCAUCGUCCGACCGGGUCUAAUCAACGUGGACUUUGCGGACGUUCGGUCGGUGAUGAAAGACGCCGGGAGUGCCUUGAUGGGCAUCGGAACCGGUGUCGGCAAGACCAGUGCCGAGGACGCCGCCAUUGCGGCUAUCAGCAGUCCGCUCUUGGACGAACCCGUCCAAGACGCCACCGGAGUCGUCUUUAACAUUCUCGGACCCCGCAAUCUGUCGCUGCAAGAAGUCAACCGCGCCGCGCGCGUCAUUUACGACAACGUACACGAAGACGCCAACGUUAUCUUCGGGGCUUUGGUAGACGACGAUAUUGAGGAUGAAGUGUCGAUCACGGUGCUGGCAACCGGGUUCAAUCAGGGACGAGGGCCCGGGGUCUCCAAAGCCGACGUGCCGGAUUUCUUGAGCAAAUAA